This is a messenger RNA of Ooceraea biroi (clonal raider ant), 1342 nucleotides long. RefSeq lists its product as uncharacterized. Gene Ontology annotation, biological process: multicellular organismal reproductive process. The record is from RefSeq and is a predicted model, not a curated record. Lineage: Eukaryota; Metazoa; Arthropoda; Insecta; Hymenoptera; Formicidae.
GUUCUUAGUUUAUCACAAAGUAGCAACCCAGUCGAUGUUGGCGGGAUCCUUCAAUCCUUUUUUUCUGUGAUCUUUAAUUCUUGCACCCGACUGUUGUCCCUCGGUCUUAUCGAUAUCGCGAUAUACGUCGCGAGUAUGUUCUCUGUACGACCCUCGCACGAGACGAAUUGCCGGUCUCUGAGCUGAAGAACGGUGCACACACGAGUGCCUUCUCACGUAAUCGGGCCACGAAAGUGUGGAGUGUCGUGUCGUCUCUCUGGAAGAGUGCUGUCAGAAUGGUCUCCGCGAAUGUAGCUUCCGUUUUGCUCCUGGGACUUGGCUGUCUCGUCCUUGUGUCCUGCGAGGAUCAAAACGGAACCAGCAAUGGGCUCAACGAACCGGAUUUCCCCACUCCUGAGUAUAUACGGCCAUGCAACAGGAGUGAUCCGAAGAUCGACUCGUGCUUUCACGAAACGCUCAGGCAUAUUCAGCCGUAUCUGGUGAAAGGUAUCCCAGAAUUAGAUUUGCCACCACUCGAGCCGCUGGUGAUCCCCGAACUGAAAAUGGAAAAUGGUCAAGGGCCGGUACGCGUUAGGGCAUAUUUCACAAACAUCACCGCUAUAGGACCGGGUAAUUUCACAUUCACCAAAGUACGGGUGAACAUAUCAGCGUACAGGAUCGAUCUUCAUCUGGCGUUCCCUAAAAUCGAGCUCCAAGGCGAUUAUGAUAUCAACGGGAACGUAUUGUUGUUCCCUAUACAGAGCCAUGGGGAUUUCUGGGCGUUGUUCGGCGAUGUAGAGGCGACCGCUCGUGCGCAAGGUGUCGAGGUACUGAGAGACGGCGUUCGUUACAUGAUGAUUUCGCGAUUGCUGAUCGAUUUCAGCCUCGGCCGAGCAAGAUUCCGCGUGAUGGAUCACCUAAACGGCAACAACGUGAUCGGCCAGGCGAUGAAUCAAUUCUUGAAUCAGAACGCCAAAGAGAUCAUCGAGGAAAUGAGACCAGCGGCCAGUAUCAGUAUCGCUAAACACUUUAAGGAAUUUCUGAAUAGCGCUUUCGGCAAACUUCCCCUGAAAGUCUGGAUGCAUGAUGCGUAAUUUACAGUUUUCGAAUUUAUCUACGAAAUGUAGUGUACAAAAUUCAUACAUUACAUGAAAGAAUUCCUGAUUUUCGUAUUACUCUGCUGAACCGCAAGCAUAUGUUUCACAGUGAUGCGACAUGUAAACUGCAAUAUUUAAAGACUAUUUUUUACUAAGAUUCAUUCAUGGGAUAUGAUGUACAAAUACUUAUACUGAUGGAUAAUUUAUAUCGAUAUUAAAUAUUCAUAUUUUUAAUGAAUAAAUUUAUUUUAUACACAUGUAGCACA